Messenger RNA from Anthostomella pinea, 2262 nucleotides. Lineage: Eukaryota; Fungi; Ascomycota; Sordariomycetes; Xylariales; Xylariaceae. The record is from the annotation of a GenBank genome assembly.
AUGCAAGUCCCCGAACCCGAGGCCUUUCUGGGCAAAGAGAUACAGCUGCGGCCCAGUCCUGGACCCCUAGGACAAGAUGCCGGCACGUACUUUGCGUACUGUCCACCUUGCGAGUGCGCCGACUGUCAGCAGAGCUGGCACACCAUGGCAGACCAAGAAUGGGACCGUUAUACAUACAUGCGCGCGCCAGACGACUUCAAGGGCUUGACCGUAGAGGAGGUGAAGACCACCAUCGCCAGCUUGGUCGAAGCAGCCCAUCAGGACCGAGUCUUCUUGCAGACCCAGAUUGAGUCACAGGGCGACAGGAAUCGUAGUCGCUGGAGGAAGCUGAGCCGGGACAAUCGCGACACGGUGCUCUCGCAGGUCGACCCCGAUAUGCAGCAAAACCGCUGGGACUAUGUCCAAUACAUCUACCACAAUGGAGACGAUGACUUGGGCAGAGAACACCAGCAGCAUAUGCGCGGCACGAUCCUGAUGCCGUACUUGGGCAAAGACCAGCUCAAGUCGGAUCCGGGAAUGCUGCUGAGCCUCUUGCACAACCGAACACACCACGCCCCAGAGGAAUGGGCCAUGUUUGAUGCUAGACAGAUGCAGCUUAGAUGGGAAUUUGGAUUGCUUGACACCCGAGGAUUCUCGGCCACUUGCGUGGUCAUGCAUGGUACCCAAUACGGGCGUAUCGUGGGCUUCGAUCGCGAGGCCACCCACAGAUGUGACCAAUUUGGAUUUCCCAGAGCCCGCCUCAUCCUGGACGCUCAAGCACGUCUUCUCAAGUUCCUCCGCAGUGUCGCGGUGCAGCUUCUCGAGGGCACCGAGCUGGGCAACCUGGGGUUUCAAAGAUUUUGGCACUGGAUGGACAUAGACGAUGAGCUGCAGAACCUCAAGCACUGGCGGGACCAAUACAGUGACCAGAUCCUUGCCGGUCAACCGCUCCCCGUAGAGUACGAUCGAGCCAUCGGGUCAUUGGAGACGAUUCUCGUAAACAGAAUGCACGACGAGUCGGCGCACAUUCGCCUCAUCUUCCGAACACGCCCUGGAUUCCGCCACAAUUGGAAACUCCAACGAAACGACGGGGUAGGCUUGUCGAUAGACCCAAAGGAACAAGACGACGAAGAGGAACUUAACAGCUACAUGGCCCGGCUCAUGGAAGAAGACCCCCUUGAUUGGUUUCUCCGCAAAAUCACUGCUGGGGUCGACUCGACGAACCGCAUUGGUUUCGCAUCUUUAUUCGCCUUUCUGGACGAGCACCUCGCAAAAUGCUCGGCAAGCGACCGAGCGCGCUUGGAUGAGGUUCUUCUAGCAAAGCUAUCCGGCCUGGCAGCACUAUCAGAGCUCCUUGACACGAUGCGUCUCCAUCGUCCCCGGGCCUCCGACCCUGACGGCGAAGCGAUGUUGAAGACAGAAAAUCGACGCUGGUGGAGGCGCUUAGCCAAGACUGAAGAGCAAGGGAAGGCCGAGCGGUGCCCGAGAACGGCACGACUGCUUAAAGCCUUCAUCGAGAUACCGGCGCCUCGCCGUGGCCAGAACGACCAACUCGUUCGUUUCGACGCUACGCACGAGUCACUGCAGGCCUUGUGGAAGUCAAUUGAAUCGCUCUGCGGGAAGCAACUUUGGAAGCUGAAGACACUCACCCCGGACGAAAUCAAGCACGACCUAGAUGCCGUAUCCGCCUAUGCAUCGCAAGAACACCUCAACAACGUAGCCCAUCAACGCCAAAGGAUGGCCGCCGAGGUGGCAAGACUUGAAGCGCCGGUCGUCACAAGCUUCGGUACUUCUCAAACCCAGACACCGCCCCAAAAUGCUCCCAAGACUGAGGUCAAGGCGAAGAGAAAGAAGAAGACCAAGGCCCGCCCCGAACACACAUCGGCCAUCACCUCUGACCUAGGAGAUAUCGAGCUCAUCUUUGCACCCUCCAAGCCUGUGUCGUCCGAGGCGAUGGAGAAGAUCCCUACCACACAGCGCGCACUGGGCAUGGUCACAGCCAUGUAUCCGACCUCACCCGAGGAGGCCAAGAGCAUGGACUGGGACGUCUUGGUGCACGCAAUGCGCGACAUGGGUUUCGCCGCGCGCAACAUCGGCGGCUCGGCUGUCAGCCUCGAGCCGUUCAACGGCAUGGCGGCGGCGCACGGAGGCAAGAUCAUAUUCCAUCGGCCGCACCCCGUGGCGAAAGUCGAUCCAAUUAUGGCACAGGCAUUGGGAAGGCGGAUGGCUCGACGGUUCGGCUGGCAACGUCACAUGUUCGUCCUGGCUGAGAAGAAGAUGUAG